Dimorphilus gyrociliatus is the source of this 986-nucleotide messenger RNA. The record is from the annotation of a GenBank genome assembly. NCBI's taxonomy places the organism in Eukaryota, Metazoa, Annelida, Polychaeta, Dinophilidae.
UAAAAUUUUUUUUUGAAAUGGAAGACCACGCAUAUGACGAUUUAAAAGAGAGUAGAGAGCUGGACAUUGACUUUCAUUUGCUAAUGCUGUUAUGUAAAACUCGAAUGAAUAGUUAUAGAAAUGCUAUUUUUAACCAUGGAGUUUUUAAAGAUAAACUUGUUGCUGACGUUGGAAGUGGAACUGGUAUAUUAGCAAUUUGGUGUGCUCAGGCAGGAGCCAGAAAAGUUUAUGCUAUUGAGCCGAACUCGAAUAACGAUAUGAUUGAAAAGGCGGCCAAGAAAAACAAUUUAGAAAAUAAAAUAGUUGUAAUAAAGUCAAACGCUCAAAGCGCAAUUCUUCCAGAAAAAGUCGACAUUAUCAUUAGUGAAACAAUGGAUGGACUAAUGUUUCCUUCAGAAGGUGAAAUAAGUAUAGCUCCAAUCGCUGAUAAAUAUUACUAUGAGGGAAGAGAACAAUUUAUAUUAAAUUUUGAACAUAUAUAUGGAGUGGAUUUUACACAUCUUCUUGAAAGAUUUAGAAAAACAGCGAGUUCUAAAGCAUACGUUAAAUCGCUGCCUUUAGAAGGUUUAAGAGCUAAACCCGCUGUCAUUGACACAAUCGAUUUUAAAACUAUAAAAGUUGAAGAUUGUAUGAGUAUCAGAGGCAACAUUUCCUUUAAACCAGAAAUAGAUAGUGUUUUUCAUGGUUUUGGAAUAUGGUUUAAAGCCAAAUUUCCAACCGGUGAAGAAUUAGAUACUGGUCCUAUUGAUCACCCUACACAUUGGAGACAAGUUAUUUGUUUUAUUGACAAACCCAUCAAUUUAAGAAGAAAGGUUGAAUUAAAAGGAGACGUUGCCAUUACUCUUGAUGAAAAAAUGAGAUAUCAAAAUCUCAUUAUCGAUGUCGACUUGAAUGAGGAAGAGAAAAAACUUGUCAAAAAAUCUUGGGAAAUCAUGUACAAGAACGGUCAACACAUUGUUUCACCGUCUUUCGAAAUAUUGCCAUGA